UUAUCUUCUUCGUUCAUCGUCUGUCGUUUGACAACGAUUAACUUUGAGAUCUUUGAUGAUAACAGAUAAAUUGGCCUAUCAUUCUAAGGAAAGACAGAAAAUGUCGGUGAAUUAUGCUGCCGGCCUAAGUGACUAUGAGCACAAAGGAAAACUUGAUUUGAAAGAGGAAACCGACAAACCAGAUAUUUUAAAGGAAAACUUAAAGAAACUGAUUGAAAUUGUGAAAGAAGCAAAGCAUUUAGUUGUUCAUACAGGUGCAGGCAUUAGCACAGCUUCAGGGAUCCCUGAUUUCAGAGGCCCUAAGGGUGUUUGGACCUUAGAGGCAAAGGGGAUUAAACCUGAGUUCAGUACAAGUUUUGAGGAUGCUGUUCCCUCUAAGACUCACAUGGCACUGUUUGGACUUGUUCAAGAGGGAAUUGUCAAACAUGUUAUCAGUCAAAAUGUUGAUGGCUUGCAUUUAAGAUCUGGAAUGCAAAGAAAUAAGCUAUCUGAGCUUCAUGGCAACAUGUUUGAAGAAAAAUGUGAAAAAUGUGGCCACUCGUACUACAGGGACACCCCAGUACCAACCAUGGCACAACAAAGAACUGGCAGUGACUGUAGCUAUAUUGGAAAAAGAGGAACAAGAUGCAGAGGAAAACUGAGAGAUACUGUUCUAGAUUGGGAAGAUAAUCUUCCAUUCAAAGAGAUAAUGUGUGCUGAGGAACAAUGCAAGAAAGCAGAUGUAUCAUUGUGUCUUGGAACAUCUUUACAAAUUAACCCAAGUGGUAACUUACCCAUUUUGACCACCAAAAAUAAGGGAAAGCUAGUCAUAUGUAAUCUAUCAAAAACUAAACAUGAUAAAAAAGCUGCUUUGGUUAUCCAUGGAUAUGUUGAUGACAUCAUGGAACAACUAAUGAAAGGUCUUGGAAUCACCAUUCCAGCAUAUGACCCAAAAAUAUACUUGUCAAUGGUAUCAUUAUUUUCCAAGUCAAAACGUGAACAUAACGAAAUCACUUCUAAGUACGGUGUUAUUGAAAUGGGUGAUAACUGCAUUGAGGCAAAACGGCCCAAAAUGGAAGACAUUGUGGUGAAUUCAGCAACUCUUGACAUUAAGCUCGAAAAUGAAGACAGUUUAGUCAAGAGCUAGCAACCAGUUUCUAGUUGCAAACAUAUCUUAUGGAGUGAAAUUUUAUUUUCUUGAGGUAUACUUGAAAUUAGACCUACAGGUAAACCUUGGUGUCUUUUGCCACCUUGAAAAACUGACAUAAUAGGAACUUGAAAUGUUUUUUAUCCACGUAAAGUAGCAAUAUUCAUUGUCACAUUAUGUUUUUUUAACUAAUAAGCCAUUCAAUUGUGAUCAA
Messenger RNA from Rhopilema esculentum, 1340 nucleotides. RefSeq names its product NAD-dependent protein deacylase sirtuin-6. Lineage: Eukaryota; Metazoa; Cnidaria; Scyphozoa; Rhizostomeae; Rhizostomatidae. The record is from RefSeq and is a predicted model, not a curated record. Gene Ontology annotation, cellular component: nucleus. Gene Ontology annotation, biological process: negative regulation of transcription by RNA polymerase II. Gene Ontology annotation, molecular function: transcription corepressor activity; NAD+ binding; histone H3K9 deacetylase activity, NAD-dependent.